GAGAGAGAGAGCAUGUGAUGACAAGUGUAGUCUUAUAAACUGUGUGUGUGUUUUAACGAGUUAAAGGUUAAAGUGUGUGUGUGUGUGUGUGUGUGUGUGUGUUGUGGUCACCAUGGUUUUCCUCAGACGGACAACGCUGCUUCGUUACCUGCUGCUGUCGGCCAUGUUGGCUCUGCUCCUCUUCAUCAGCUCCUUGUGGCUCCCUCAGGGCGGAGUCAGAGACUGUGGCAGCGCCUGGCAGCCAUGUUUGAAUUUUUACUACCAAAAGCCUGAGCCUCCACUGGCCCCCGGGGAGUGGGCGGAGUUAGACAGAGCCCCGCCCCUCAUUAAGGAGUGUCCGGGCCAAUCGUUUCAGGCCCGGCGUCUGCUGCAGUAUUUAAAGUCCAGCCUGGCCGACGCCGACGCCGACGACGUCCUGCUGGAGCCGUACCUACAGAGCUGGGAUCAACUCCUCAAUUUCAUGGAGUCUCUCGGGACGAUCGUCAGUUUCUUUUCUCAGAAGGUGAAGGAAAAGGUCGUGCUGAUACGAGAGCUAUCACUCAAACACAGCGCAGAGGCUCAUGGGAAACUAAAACGUGGGGCGUACCGCUCAGUUCGAUCCAUGGUGGAGGCGGAGCUAAAAGCGGGCGUGGUCAACUUCUCCCGUCGCACGGAUUCGGGCUGCAGGACGCUGCUGCGGCUGCAUCGAUCUAUGCUGUGGUUGAAGCUGAUGUUGGAGGGUUUGGCUGAAGGACCGGACGCAGACGGACGAUACAAAACACCUGGAGAGCUGAGCAGGGACGCCUACAAGGUGGCGUUGGCGCCCCACCACCCCUGGGUGCUCCGUCAGGCUGCAGAGUUCGUCUUCCUCGCUCUCCCAGACCGACACUACUUCCUGCAGCUGGUGUGUGUGCAGAGCCAGCGGGAGGCCACGCCCGUCCUGCGCAUCAUCAUCCACGCCCUGACGCUGGUCCACACGCAAACUCAACGAAUCCUGUCCGAACACAACCUGCUGGAGCUGCCCUGAACACGCUUACUAUUGGAAACGCUCUCCGCACACCCCACAGACGCACUGCGGUUCCUCCACGUGACUCCAGGCGUGUUUGAUCAGACUGCCCAGCAUCCUGUACCAAACGCCGCACACUUUACACGGUGUUUUGCUGCUCUCGAUCAACCUCUCCUCCCUGCCGGACGUCCUGCCUCCUCGCUUCCUCCUCGGCUUCGACGACUGCAGCUCGGGAUCCGGUUUCCAGUCGUCGUCUCCAUCAAAUGCCUCGUCUUUGUUGUCGGCAUCGUCGUCGUCGCUGGAGUCCGCUUGCUUCUCUGCAGCAGCAUCGCCAUCAGCUUCCUCCGGUGGUUGUGAGCGAACUCUGUUACCUUCUACGUGCGGAACCGACCUGCUGUGGAGAAACAAUGUCAGAUUACUUUGUGCAGAAGUAUGUCGUAGAUAUUUGUAAACCUGUGGUUCAACCUGGAGGUCUGGACCCAGGAAACAGGAAAUAAUCUGCUCAAAAUUCAUCCAAAUCUCUGGUUUUACUCAAAGUUCCUCCAGUUACUGAGUUCCCUAUUUGGGUUCAUUGUUCAGUUCAUCAGAUGUUCUCUACUGUUAUUGAUAUUAGUGAAUACAUAAAAUACAGUCAGUUUACUCAGUGAAAGAAAAAGGCUCCUUUAAGGAAGAGGUUGGGAACUACUGGGAACUAAUAAAACUUUAUUGAUACCAGGUCGAAUUAUUCUACAAACGUAUCAGACACAUUAUUGUUUCUACGUCUUAAUAAAUGUGAGGAGAUCUUUCAGUUAC
This is a messenger RNA of Dicentrarchus labrax (European seabass), 1777 nucleotides long. RefSeq names its product glycolipid transfer protein domain containing 2a (gene gltpd2a). Gene Ontology annotation, molecular function: ceramide 1-phosphate transfer activity; ceramide 1-phosphate binding. The record is from RefSeq and is a predicted model, not a curated record. The transcript is spliced from 7 exons. NCBI's taxonomy places the organism in Eukaryota, Metazoa, Chordata, Actinopteri, Moronidae. Bases 113 to 1006 code for a protein of 297 amino acids. Gene Ontology annotation, cellular component: cytosol; membrane; cytoplasm. Gene Ontology annotation, biological process: ceramide transport; intermembrane lipid transfer.